CCCGGCAGCAGGUAUUUCUUAACGUCGUGCCCCUUGUUUACGAGCCUGCCAUUGGUUUAAAUAGGCUACGGAGGUUCUUCAACAGAAAUACCUGUGUGGUUAUAUAAGGUACAGAUUACGAUACGGAGGUCACAUUCCUUCCGAUUGUGAGUGACGGCGCGAGUGUUGUGAAAUUCAUUGGCAGCCCGCGCUUGAAAUCGACGCUUUUAAAACAUCUGCAAGAUUUUUUUUUCUCUGAAGUAAUUAAGAGAUGUUAACCUGUACGGUUACCGUGGCCGCUCUGCUGUUGGCAGCCGCAGUUUCUGCAGACAGCCAUGACUUCACCCACCAUGCAUCUCUCAAAGACGACGACUACUUCAUUCAUUGGAAGUUUGAUGACACUUCUAUCACGUUCAACGUGACGGCUCGCACUACGGGCUAUGUGGCCCUGGGGUUCUCUCCCUCGGGAGGAAUGAAAGGGGCAGACAUCAUCAUUGGAUGGGUGAAAGAUGGAAAAGUCACGAUAGAGGAUCGCCAUGCAACGGGCAAACAACAGCCGAUACUAGAUACGAAACAGGAUGUCGAGAUACUGGGCGGCAGUGAAGACGGCACUUUUACGACACUGCUGUUCAAGAGGAAACGUCAGACAUGCGACGACCAGGACUUCGAAAUUACAGAAAGCACCAUGCGUCUGAUCUGGGCGUACCGAGAUGGAGACCCCGACACUGCCAGUGGGCCGCAGUACCAUAGCAGCAAUAGAGGAGUGAAGAGCGUCUACCUCCUCGAGCCCUUCAGACAAGAACAGCAGCAACCGCUUCCGGCUGACGCCUACAGUAUCGACUUGCUAAACGACAAGGACACGGACACCACGUACUGGUGCACUGGGUUCCUGCUCCCAAAAUUCAACGGUACACACCAUAUGAUCAGGGUGGAUCCAAUUGUUCAAGCUGGGCACGAAGCCGUUGUUCAUCACAUUAUUAUCUAUGGCUGUCCUGCAGGCUUCAACCGCUCUGACCUUCAUAUGACAGGAGGGGUAUGCAGAAGUGAAAAUAUGCCCGAAGACUUCAAUAACUGCGAACAUCUUCUAUACGCCUGGGCUAUUGGGGGAGAGUCACAAUCAUUCCCUGAUCACGUGGGCCUCCCGUUUGGAGGUCAGGAUGACCCGAGGUUCGUUAUGGUAGAGACCCACUACGAUAACCCAGGACUUAGAAGCGAUUACGUCGAUUCGUCCGGAAUGCGCAUGUGGUUGAUUCCACGUCGCCGUCAGUACGACGCAGGUGUUCUGAUGAGCGGAAUGCAGACUAACCCUCUCUGGUUCCUUGUUCCACCACAUUACGACGACUAUUACACGUGGGGACAAUGCUCUGCUCAAACCAUGGCCAAGGCAUUGGCGCAGCAGCCUGACGGUAUCAACGUGUUUGCGGUGAACCUGCACACCCAUCUUGCCGGAACUGGAGUAUGGUUACGUCACAUCCGGAAUGGUGUUGAACUCCCAUACAUCGCCUACGACGACAACUAUGACUUCAAUUUUCAAGAACUGCGUUUUUUGAAAAAUGAAGUGAAAGUUCUCCCGAGCGACGACUUGGUAAGUUAUUGCCGGUACAAAACGUCCUCGAGAAGCACAGUAACAAAAGCCGGCCUUGGCACCAAAGACGAAAUGUGCUUAACAUUUGCCUUCUAUUAUCCGAGAGUACCCGGCUGGAGCUUCUGUCUUGGCUACCCUAAACAGGAAGACCUGGUGAAGAUAAGCACGGGUUUAAGUUACACAACACUAUAUGACGGCUUCGUCCUCAAUAUCACAGCGCCUGCCAAACACGCGGGCAUUGGUCGGCUAGAUAGCGUUUUCGGCGACGUGGACUGGACCAAUGCCACAGUAAGACAGAAAUAUCAGGAAAUCGCAAGGAACGCUAUCCACGCAGAAUACUAUGGGCGCGAUGAAUAUACCGUCGGGGCCUACGUCGACGUUAAGACGCCAUACACCUUGCCAAAUACGUGCCAAUCACCCCGAACUACAGUGGUCACGUACAGCGGCCAGGGACGCGCCAGGCUGGCAGUCACCUUUCAGGCUCUGGUGGUGUUGAUUUUCUCAGUGGCAGCAGGACUGGUGUAACGGAUUCUGAGCCAGAAACUACCCAAGAUUGUAACCGUGGCUAUUAACUUACCCAGCAGACACAAACCAUUGUAGGCCUAUCAGCAUUUAUGAUUCUUGUUUGAUUUUUUAUUUUUGCUAAGUGUAGACUAGAUUAUUCAAGGUUUCAGUUGUGUUUGAAUUUGAAAAUAUGUUUCAACGUUGGGAAUUGAUUGUUGAAUCUACAAUGAUGUUAAUGUUGAAUCAAUCGUUUAUCUAUUUUUUUUUGUUUGGUCAGUAGGCAUUAGUGAUGAUAGAAAAAAAAAUGAUGGGAUUUUUACGACAAAUCUCAUUUUCCUUGAGGACUCAUUCCUCUCCUACUCAUUAAUCACUAGUCGACCCCCACCAAUUGUAUUCGAUGUUUUGUACCAUUUCUUAUUAAAUAACUUACAAUUCACAAUAUGUCUUUUGGUGUUGUCAGAAGGAAAUAUCGGCAUCGGGUACUUACAUUUUCUUACGGCCAGUAUUGACAAAUUCAGUAGCUUUGCGAGAUAUUUUAAUGUAAAAAUAUAUGAAUUACAGGAUAUUUCUAACGCGUUUAAAAUACGUUUUAGAUCAGGUUCCCGAAACGAGCCUAACCUGUUUAUUUAUUUUUUCAUUUUUUGCCAAAGCUAUUUACAUUAUUUACAUCCUAUUUGCCACGAAGUACCCAUAUAAAUGCAGGGCUACUUAACAGUUUAAUAGUAAAGCUGUAAUUAAACUCUUUUUUAAAAUGUGGACCAUAUACAGGCAGUAUUAUAUAAAAGGAAUUUAUUUUAUAAAGGAUAUUGAUAUCACAAAGAGAAAGCCUCUUGUAUGCACAACCAAAACCUACGGCCACAGGGCAUUUUCAAUUUCAGCGCCAAUUUUAUGGAAUCGACUACCCUCACACAUUCAGACUAUUGAUAGUGUUGAGGUUUUUAAAAAAGAUUUAAAAACAUUCUUAU
Lingula anatina is the source of this 3033-nucleotide messenger RNA. Its product is annotated as DBH-like monooxygenase protein 1. Lineage: Eukaryota; Metazoa; Brachiopoda; Lingulata; Lingulida; Lingulidae. Gene Ontology annotation, biological process: norepinephrine biosynthetic process; dopamine catabolic process; octopamine biosynthetic process. Gene Ontology annotation, cellular component: secretory granule membrane. The record is from RefSeq and is a predicted model, not a curated record. Gene Ontology annotation, molecular function: dopamine beta-monooxygenase activity; copper ion binding.